CACCUUGCAAAAGUCUAUCUGAGCGCCUGAGUACAUCGUGAAAAACAUUAUCUUUUGAUCUUUUGGGAGUACUUUCAUUCUUGGGUGCAAAUUCAACAUUGGCCCCUCGUCUCACCUAACGUUCUUCUGCCUGCUUGUGUUCUUAUAGCCCUAUAGGACUCUCAAGAAGUCUGGCCUCCACCCAUUGGAAAGCACAUUAUUCUAGCGCCAGUGCCUCUCUUUCGCUCUACGCACCAUGGUAUCUUUUCUCAAUCCUCUCCCGAGCCUUCCUCAGCCUCUCGGUCCUUAUAAAGUAGGCACUUCAGAAUGGGAAAUACCCGUCUCCGAAAUCCCCUCGACGGCAAAAGUACCUGAUUCCAAGAUCUCGACCAUCAAAUUUCGUCUUUACUACCCCACGACUGACUCGGCGCCCUCAAAGUCCAUCAAAUGGCUACCGUCACCCCAGCGGCAGUGGGUUGCGGCAUAUUCGUCCUUUUUGGGUGCAAGCCCUCGCGUCGCAUCCUGGAUAUCUGCCUUCCCAUCUCUCCUCAACUAUACCACCAUUUCAGCGACCCCAGAUGCAGAACUACGAGAUAAACCUCGGUCCUCGCACUUUCCCCUGGCCGUCUUCUCACAUGGGUUAGGUGGAAAUUACAAUACUUACAGCGCAGUCUGUGCCUCGCUGGCCAGUUUCGGUGUUGUCUGUGUGGCUCCAGAGCAUCGUGACGGCAGUGCCCCAAUCUCCUUCAUCCGUUCCUCCACCCAAGACUCCAUCUCGAUCCCUUACCAGAAAUACUCUCAUACUCCAACUCCCGAGGUCCUAAAGGCCCGCAAUGCCCAAUUACGAAUCCGCCUUUGGGAGCUAGACAACCUGUUCACCGCCUUGACUUCUCUACAUCAAGGCCGAACAUUCACGAAUUACGCUCUUCCCACACAAGAUACCCCACGGCAGUCGAUAUUGACGGAUGCAUUGGACCUGCGUCCUGGCCGUGUGACUUGGGCGGGACACUCAUUUGGUGCUGCUACGAUGGUGCAAUUUGUCAAGUCAGUAUAUCACCGCGACCACGUUCCGUCGCUUGAAGGAACGCCGUAUGAAAACGACAUGGACUGGCAUCCACUCUACACACCCGCAGACAAUGGUCACUUGGUCCAACAAAUUACUCCCGACUCGCCUGUCGCAUUGUUAGAUCUAUGGACUACGCCUCUGCGAGAUGAGUCUACGAAGUGGAUGUUAGAGAGACCAAUGCCGUGCCACCAUCGAGAUCCAACCUCGGCCGACACUCCACCGAAUACUGUGGCCAUCUUGUCGGCAGAAUUUAACAACUAUGUUGACCUCAAGAACCGCACUAUCGCAGUUCUAUCACGACAGCCAGCAGAUGCAAUGAUCGAACUUGAACGCAGGAAAGCGGCCAAUGAAGCGUCUUCCACCAAGCCCACUCCAGACAAUGGGCAAUCGAUGCCAAUGCCCACAAUCACAAUCACCUCACCUCCUCCACCAUCAUCAUCCCCCAACUCAUCCAACUCAUCCAACUCAACCUCACGAGACGUCAGCCCUCACUCAUCCGCCAGCCCUGCCUCAUCAACCACAUCAUUCGCCCCCUCCACAAGCGAAGCCAAACCUUCCUCUGAAGCCUCACAAACAUCGACCGUCGAGCCACACCUAUAUCUAAUCCCCAACUCCGCCCACCUAUCCCAAUCCGAUUUCGGCCUUCUCUUCCCCAAUUUCACCCGCUACCUGAUGAACGCUCAGGAUCCGCACAAGACCAUCGAACUCAACGUCCGUGCCAUCCUAGCCGUCAUGAGGGGUCAGGGAUUACCUGUCAGCGACUAUACCACAGAAGGAGGACCAGACCGAAUCCUUAGCUCGGAAGGUCUGGAGAAGAGAUUUGUCAGGAUUCCUCUUGUAUAAGUGCAGGCAGGUUGUGAUGGGUCAAUCAAUUGCAUUUUACUUGUAUGUAUUUCUUGCAUAGCGACGGUGGUGGUCACCUUCUUUGUUUCCAUCCUAUAGAACAGCAAACAUUCUUCUCCUUUCUGCGCGGUUUGGAAUGCCCUGGUUUAGCGAGUCAUGUACAAAGUUGCGGCCUAGUAGAGAUAGAAUAUCAUUAGAUCAUAUAGCAUCUGACUGAAGUACCUGGGUACCUUUUCA
Messenger RNA from Exophiala mesophila, 2125 nucleotides. RefSeq lists its product as uncharacterized. Gene Ontology annotation, molecular function: 1-alkyl-2-acetylglycerophosphocholine esterase activity. The coding region runs from base 236 to 1888 and encodes 550 amino acids. The transcript has a single exon. Lineage: Eukaryota; Fungi; Ascomycota; Eurotiomycetes; Chaetothyriales; Herpotrichiellaceae. The record is from RefSeq and is a predicted model, not a curated record.